This is a messenger RNA of Canis lupus familiaris (dog), 944 nucleotides long. RefSeq lists its product as uncharacterized. The transcript has 2 exons. The record is from RefSeq and is a predicted model, not a curated record. Bases 151 to 885 code for a protein of 244 amino acids. Lineage: Eukaryota; Metazoa; Chordata; Mammalia; Carnivora; Canidae.
UCUUGUGAACUCCUUCCAGGCACCAGCCAAGGGAGCCCCUCACCUGCCUCCUCCACCUCACUGGCAGGGCUGAGCAGUUGCUUUCCUGCUUCCUCAGCAGGGCCUCAAGGGGGCACCCAGGACAUCAGUGUGAAUCCGGUCACCAAGCUGAUGGUCCCGGGCCCCAACUGUGUGAUGCUUCCAGCCAGUGGCCAUGCAGGGUCCAUACCCCCUGGCUACUUCAUCCACCCUGACACUGGGAAGGUGCUGCCUGAGGCUGGCAAUCUGGGGUACGAUCUGCAGGGAGCUAACCUGGUGCCCACCACUGACUUCAGUUCUGGCAGCAUCCGAACAUCAGAAGCGGCCAUCCUCCCCUACGUGCCCUACCCAACCUGUCCUGCCACAGGCUGCCCUCCUGCCACCUGCUUGCCCAUCCUGCAGCCGAGAAGGACAUCACAGCUGGGGGCUCUCAUGACAGACCCCGCAACCGGCAUUGAGGUGCCUGUGCUGGCUGUGACUCUACAUCCUCAAACAAGGCAGUGGCUCACUCUUGGGGGCACAUACUGCAAUCCUCUCACCAAGACUGUGGCCCCUCUAGAGUUGGGGGGCCCCAUGGAGGAUCCAGUCACAGGAAGCAUCUCACCGAUCCUGGGAGUCGGGUUGGAUGAAAACACAGGUGUCUGGCAGCCCUCCGUGCCUGACCUGGCUUCCCAAUUCCCCCAGCCCCCAGCAACCCCCAGGUUCUGGACCUGGCAGCAAACUACCCCAGACCCAUCUUUCCAUCCUGUAUCCUCACUCUGCUCUCACCCCACCUUUGUUCUCAGUCUUAGCUUCCCUGUCCCCUUCCCCAUCUCCAGCGCAGUGUCUCAGGGAGAAAAAAAGAGACCCGAGCUGGUUAUGCAGUAAAAGCAAAGGAUGUUUCCAACUAAGAAGGGGCAUUCCUCCUCCUGCCACCCUGGGCCCUG